Molecule: messenger RNA, 1728 nt
Organism: Colletotrichum higginsianum IMI 349063
Lineage: Eukaryota; Fungi; Ascomycota; Sordariomycetes; Glomerellales; Glomerellaceae
Product: Amidase
Exons: 2
Coding region: 1-1728 (575 amino acids)
Molecular function (GO): catalytic activity
Source: RefSeq, a predicted model, not a curated record
AUGUCCGUCUUCUUCAAGGACAUCUCCACGGAUAAUCCUGUGCAGAAGGGAGACGUCGAAAAACUCCUCGAGCCGCUCGGUCUGACCAUCAAGCCUGAGGAGUCGGCCGACUACCAGAGGCUCCUCGCCGCGGUCCACGAUUGCGCAACCCGCAUCGAUAACUUGCCAGACUACCAGCCGGUCCCGGACACCAAGCGGUAUCCCCGCGAGAACGUUCAUCUUCCCACGGAAGAGGAGCAAGAGUUCGGACAUGCGUGGGCUUAUCGAUUUCUGAUUAGAGGCGACCACACCCCGGGCUCUUCGUCUGUUUCUCUGAAGGGGAGAACCGUGUGUCUGAAAGACUGUAUCGCCGUUGCAGGCGUCCCUCAAUUCUUCGGCAGCGAUGCCUUCCUCCCAUGGACACCGUCAACGGACGCAACGGUGGUGACACGCGUGUUGGAUGCCGGGGCCAACAUCCUCGGCACAGCAACCUGCGAGCAUUUCUGCAAUUCGACCGCGUCUUUCACCAGCGCCCAGGGAACCAUCGAGAACCCGUACAAGCAUGGCUAUUCCACUGGAGGCAGCACAUCUGGCGGUGCAGCUCUGGUGGGCUCGGGGAAGGUUGAUAUUGCUCUCGGCACCGAUCAAGGCGGCAGCAUCAGAGUCCCCGCCUCAUUUUGUGGCUGCGUCGGGCUGAAGCCGACCCAUGGGCUAGUACCAUUCACGGGUAUCACGAGCGGUGACGCCAUCGACGAUCAUGCCGGCCCCUUGUGUCGAUCAGUCACCGAAGUCGCACAGUGUCUGGAUGCCAUCUCGGGCUACGACGGCAUCGACGACAAGUCUUUGGGGGCUGCUUCCCACGGUUCCUACGACUUUUCUGCCACUCUUCAGUCAUCUUCCGGUCGUUUGGACGGGGUGAAGAUCGGCCUCUUGAAGGAGGGCUUCGACCAGGACAUUGUCGACCCCAGAGUCAGGGACCAUGUCCUUGCCGCUGCUCGGAAACUGGAGUCACUGGGGGCGACGGUCGAGGAGGUUUCUGUUCCUCUCCACUUGGAGGGACCUUCAAUAUGGACCAUUCAGCAGCGUAUUGCCGGCUCCUCGGGUAUCCUGGGAAGGGCCUCCGGGCGAAGAGGCCUGGGCUUGACCGAGUUCGAAAAAGCACGACUCCCCUGGGCCGACGCGAGUUUCCAGAAGCUCUUCCCUUCGACCAAGAACACUGUCAUCAACGGCCUUUAUCUUUCCGACAAGUUCCCCGGGCUGUACAGCAAGACGGUGAACAUUGCGCGGCAGAUCAGCGAUGCCUAUCAAAGGGCAUUUGAGACCUACGACGCCAUCAUCACGCCAACGACACCGUUUAUCGCGCCUCGGCACGGGUCCCGCGAGUCCGUCCUGGGCUCAUUCGAGCCUACGAUUGGCUUGACAACAAACACUGCCGUCUUCAACGUCACAGGGCAUCCCGCCAUGUCGAUACCUGUCGGAUUUCUCCCUGCUCUGGAUGACGCACAAGUCCUGCUGCCGGUGGGCAUGCAGAUUGUUGGCGGGCUGUGGCAAGAAAAGAAGGUGCUCAACAUCGGGCACGCCUGGGAAACCAACUUCGACUGGAAGAAAAUCAAGAGCAACGGGGGCGUGAUUCAACCCGCCCCGGACUCGUUGGCGACAGGAACGCAAACAAAAGUGCAUGGAAGAACAAUGCCUGAGGUAAACGGCACAACAUCACCAAACCUCAAGCGAGUGAAGCUUUCGGUCUGA